This is a messenger RNA of Solea senegalensis (Senegalese sole), 1268 nucleotides long. It is a transcript of the gene mapk11, whose product is annotated as mitogen-activated protein kinase 11. The record is from RefSeq and is a predicted model, not a curated record. Lineage: Eukaryota; Metazoa; Chordata; Actinopteri; Pleuronectiformes; Soleidae. The transcript has 12 exons. Bases 156 to 1241 code for a protein of 361 amino acids. Gene Ontology annotation, biological process: protein phosphorylation; intracellular signal transduction. Gene Ontology annotation, cellular component: nucleus; cytoplasm. Gene Ontology annotation, molecular function: MAP kinase activity; ATP binding.
UGCAGCAGCAGCUUGUCAGACAGACAGUCAGCCCACACCUCCAGUCCCAUCUACCGUCUCCUUUAUUCCUCCACAUCUCCACUUCAUUUCCACUCGCUUCUCCCUGGUUUGCUUCCUCCUCCUCUCGCCUUCGCUGCGGAGCCUCUCAGAGAGAAAUGUCCGCCAGACCGGGAUUUUACCGGCAGGAGCUGAACAAGACUGUGUGGGAGGUUCCGGAGAGAUACCAGAACCUGACGCCGGUGGGCUCCGGAGCCUAUGGAUCAGUGUGUUCAGCGUACGAUGUGGUGUCAAGGCAGAAGGUUGCGGUGAAGAAACUGUCCAGGCCGUUUCAGUCUCUGAUCCACAGCCGCCGCUCAUACCGGGAACUCAGGCUGCUCAAGCACAUGAAACACGAGAAUGUAAUUGGGCUGCUGGACGUCUUCACACCUGCUGCAACAUUAGAGGACUUCAAUGAACUCUACCUGGUGACUAACCUGAUGGGUGCAGACCUCAACAACAUCGUCAAAUUUCAGAGGUUGUCAGACGAGCACGUACAGUUCUUAAUAUACCAGCUCCUUCGCGGACUCAAGUACAUCCAUUCAGCGGGAUUGAUCCACAGAGACCUCAAGCCAAGCAAUGUUGCAGUGAAUGAGGACUGCGAGCUAAGGAUUCUUGACUUUGGCUUGGCCAGACAGACGGACGAUGAGAUGACGGGGUACGUAGCAACUCGCUGGUAUCGAGCGCCGGAGAUCAUGCUGAACUGGAUGCACUACAAUCAGAAUGUUGAUAUUUGGUCCGUGGGGUGCAUCAUGGGAGAGCUACUGAAGGGGAAAGUCCUUUUUCCUGGCACUGACUAUAUUGACCAGCUGAAGCGAAUCAUGGAGGUGGUUGGGACUCCGACACCUGAGCUGUUAAAGAAGAUCUGCUCUGAACAUGCACAGAAGUACAUCCAGUCUCUGCCCUUCAUGCCCCAGCAGGACCUGGAGAAGAUCUUCAGAGGAGCAAAUCCACUAGCCGUCGAUCUUUUGAAGCGUAUGCUGGUUCUAGACUGUGACGGGAGGAUUUCGGCCUGCGAGGCUCUGUCCCACCCCUAUUUCGCACAGUACCACGAUCCAGACGACGAGCCAGAGGCACCGCUGUACGACCAGACACUGGAGAGCAAAGACCGAACUCUAGAAGAAUGGAAAGAGUUGGUAUUUGAAGAAGUGAACAGCUUCAAAGCACCCGGCAGUAAAACCGAUAGCCUUCAGGUGGAGCAGUGAGCCUCGUCCUGUUCUGCCUCAACCUCA